This is a messenger RNA of Xylona heveae TC161, 778 nucleotides long. RefSeq lists its product as hypothetical. The coding region runs from base 175 to 543 and encodes 122 amino acids. Lineage: Eukaryota; Fungi; Ascomycota; Xylonomycetes; Xylonales; Xylonaceae. The record is from RefSeq and is a predicted model, not a curated record. Gene Ontology annotation, cellular component: mitochondrial intermembrane space. Gene Ontology annotation, molecular function: zinc ion binding. Gene Ontology annotation, biological process: protein import into mitochondrial intermembrane space. The transcript has 6 exons.
GGCCGACUACUGUAUGCUCAAUAAUCUUUCUACCAUUUCAAUUGCAGAAUACUCUUUCUCUUACAUCUCUCACCUGGUCUUUCUCACUCCAUUUCGAGAGAAUUUUGAUCACUUCAUUUCUUCGCCAUUUUUCCCUCUUAUUGAAACCUUUUGCAUUGCGCGAUUCUUUAAACAAUGUGCAAACACAUUCUUAACGCUCAAGUAGCUAUCCGAUCACCAUGCUGCCGAAAAUGGUUUGACUGCGCCGAGUGCCAUGCGGAACAAGAAGAUCACCAGCUCCUGCAGAAAUUUGAGAUGAUUUUCGCGUGCAAAAAGUGCAAGAAAUGCUUCCGUAAAGAUGCACAAGAAUUCGAUGAGAGCGACGAGUACUGCCCACACUGCGAUAAUCAUUUCGUUAUCGAAGCCGUUACCCCAAAGCCUGUGCUAAACUUUGAAGGCGAGGAUGCUCGCAAAGAUUCAAGGAUGUUGAGGGACGACCGGGUGAAGCAAAAGGAAUUGAGAUCGAUCUUCGACGUUGAGGAUGCGCCCAAUCGGCUUGGAUAAAGGUAACGAUAGCGUCACCGUCCGGUGACAAUGAUUCUGGGACGAGGCAAUACCUUCAAUCCGGUACAUCUUAUGGACUGGGGGAGAGUCCUGCAGAUUUUCUCCUCCUUAUUGGCACUUGCAUUUGAGCGCAUCAGUAUCAGUCGCAGCGUUUAUUUAUACAUCUUGGAGCAUUUGGGCGGGGCAUAGGAAAGGGCAUGCGCUGAAUGAGACAGAAAUUUUAUAUAUCCGUUAC